Pogona vitticeps (central bearded dragon) is the source of this 1595-nucleotide messenger RNA. RefSeq names its product NADH:ubiquinone oxidoreductase subunit A9 (gene NDUFA9). Gene Ontology annotation, molecular function: protein-containing complex binding. Lineage: Eukaryota; Metazoa; Chordata; Lepidosauria; Squamata; Agamidae. The record is from RefSeq and is a predicted model, not a curated record. Gene Ontology annotation, cellular component: mitochondrion.
GUGUUUUGGACUCUCGCGGAGCCCGUAGUUGUCAGGAGGCGGAGUUGUCUUCUAUUUCAGGGGGAAGAUGGCGGGUGUCGCUAGGUGUUACCGGGUCCCUUGCAGAGUCCUGCUGGCGCCAAGGUCGGGCCAUGGUGUUUCUCCACUGGCACUGCCCAUUCUUCAGCAAGACCGCCAAGUACAUUACGCUGUGAUUCCUCAUGGAAGGAGUGGUCGCUCCUCUGUCAGUGGUAUUGUGGCCACUGUCUUUGGUGCUACAGGAUUUCUUGGUCGAUACCUUGUUAAUCACCUAGGGCGCAUUGGUUCCCAAGUCAUCAUCCCAUAUCGCUGUGAUCCAUAUGACACCAUGCAUCUUCGACCCAUGGGAGAUUUAGGACAGCUCAUUUUUAUGGAAUGGGACUCCCGGGACAAAGAUUCUACCCGAAGAGCUCUUGAACACAGCAAUGUAGUCAUCAAUCUUGUUGGAAGGGAAUGGGAAACAAGAAACUUUAAGUUUGAAGAUGUCUAUGUCAGUAUUCCCAGGCAGAUUGCCCAGCUCUCAAAGGAAGCUGGGAUAGAAAAAUUAAUUCAUAUUUCUCAUCUGAAUGCAGACAUUAACAGUCCAUCCAAAUACCUCAGGAAUAAGGCUAUUGGAGAGAACGUUGUGAGGGAGGAAUUUCCAGAUGUUAUCAUUAUGAAGCCUUCUGAAAUGUUUGGGAGAGAGGACAGAUUUCUCAACUAUUAUGCACACAUGCGCUGGUUUGGUGGUGUGCCACUGAUUGCAUAUGGCAAAAAAACUGUGAAACAGCCUCUCUACGUUGCUGACGCUUCCAAAGCAAUAAUUAAUGCAAUUAGGGACCCUGAUUCAAAAGGGAAAACAUAUGCAUUGACUGGCCCUUACAGAUAUCUCCUCUAUGACAUGGUACAAUAUAUUUAUGGAUUGACCCACAGAUCUUUCUUUCCAUAUCCGUUGCCUCGUCCUCUCUAUCUUUUCCUUGCAAGAUUCUUUGAGAACGCGUUACGUGAUCCCUGGACAUCAAGAGACAAAGUGAUUCGAUUCCACACUACAGACAAGAGGUUCCCUGAUCUUCCUGGGCUGGAGGACUUGGGUAUUGUCCCAACUCCUAUAGAACAGAAAGCUAUUGAAGUUCUGCGACGUCACCGUACUUACCGCUGGUUGGACACUGAACUUGAUGAAACACCACCAGCCAGACCUGUCACAGACAUGUAAUAAUGAUUGACAUUACUGGAGCUUUGGGGCUCAAGUUACAUUGAUAUUUGUGUGAAGAAAUCUGUACAUACCAAGUUAAAUUCCAACAUAAAUCAUGUAACCUUUAUGUCAUGAUUGUUGCUAGUUUUAUUUGCACGUAUGAAGUGAAUGUGAUUCUUCUGUACCUCUUGUAUCACAUGGUUGUUCACUGCUCGAAUGUGUCCUUACUGUUUUUUUAAAAUUCAUAUAUUGAGAGAAUUUGACCUGAUGGUGACUGUGUAAAAAAGAGAUCUUGGGCCUGUGAUGGAAGGCGUGAGUGGCAGCUCACUCUUUAGCUGCUGUAAAAAGGGCAAGUUCUGUUUGGGCCGUAAUUUGAAAAAAAAUCUAAAUUAAAAUGCCAAUAUAA